GCAUUUAUUAUAUCAAAAUGUAUCAGACUGAUCCUUUUCAUGAGCUAGAAACAGAAAUGCGGGAACUUGCUGUAAGGGGCAAGUUGCUUCAACAAGGAAUCCGACGAAAAGGCGUUAUUAGUGCCGAAAAUCUCAAUGAAUUGGAAGAGGUGAGAACGGAAUCUGAAGAAGUUCUAGGUCUAUUAAAGGAAAUGCUUCUUUCUAUUGAGGAAGGGGGCGGUAAAGUUAGCGGAAGAAUUUUCUCUGCAAAUGAAAUAAUGAAUCGUCAAAAUAUUGUUAGAGCUAUUGAGAGUGAUGUAAAGGAGUUAGUUAUGUUUUGCUCUGAUAUAAAUCAGAAAAAGACAACCCCAAACGCUUUUGUAUCGGCAAAUACUCGACUAAAUGAAAGUCAUCAGGACGAUUUUCUGAUGGCCCAGGAGCUUUCUCAGAGAGCUGAAACAAAACAGCAAGAGGAAAUUCUUCUUCGACUCUCAUAUGGAUUGCAGGAAUUAAGAGAAACCGGUGUUGGCAUUUCAGACGAAUUGGAGACUCACGAAGUGCUCUUGACCGAAAUGGAUAAAAAUAUGACUGGAAUACAAGCACGUCUACAGGUGGCUAAUACAAAGGUGGAUAAGUUGCUUAAUAGUAUGUCAAACAAAGGAAAAAUUUGUACGAUAAUAGUACUAACCUUUGUAACGAUCUUUCUCUUUUUUUUGCAUUCAAUUAACAAUGUUUAUGUGUAUACAGUUUGUGCAUUCACAGUGACAACAAAGGAGAAAAUAUGGAUAUAG
This is a messenger RNA of Phytomonas sp. Hart1, 770 nucleotides long. NCBI's taxonomy places the organism in Eukaryota, Euglenozoa, Kinetoplastea, Trypanosomatida, Trypanosomatidae. The record is from the annotation of a GenBank genome assembly.